UAGUCUACAGUCAGCCUCGACGACGUGCAAUUCAUACAUCUAUUAGUAGUCCACGUAGUCCUUCGUUCUCCCUUUAUAUUUGUAAACUUUUAGUUUGUCAGCUAUACCAGGUGAAAUACCAUGGUCUUAGGAUUUCGAGUUACUUUCCCCCUCCUAGGAGGAAUCUUUCAAAUGCUCAUUAUCGUCUUGUUCGCUUUACUUGUGGAUUACGGCGAUCAUGCAGUGAGCCCACAUCGACGCAUUGGAGAGGCAAAGAAUCAAACCCAAGAAAACCAUAAAGUCAACGAUGUUGCCAUUUACUAUCCAAUGUUUAUGGACAUCCACGUGUUGGUUUUUAUGGCUUUUGGGUUUUUGCUUUCAUUUCUAAAGAGAUUUAGCUAUGGUGGUGUAGCAUUCACGUUUUUUGGUGGUGCCUUGGCAGCUCAAUGGGGCAUACUGAUGACAGGCAUCUUUAAUGAAUUGAUUUGGGGGCAUCCGCAUAUUGAACUCAGCAUCAAGUCAUUAACCUCUGCCGAUGUCUCAGCAGUUGUGAUGCUGAUAGCCUAUUGCGGUUCUAUUGGUUAUUGUAGUCAUGUGCAGCUGAUCGUCAUAUCAUUUUUCGCGCCAAUCUUCUUCGCGGUCAAUGAAAUGGUGGUGUUCAAGUUAUUGCAGGCUUCAGAUUCUGGAGGUUCCAUGUUUGUUCAUGCGUUUGGCUGCUAUUAUGGUCUAGCCUUCUGCAGAAUGUUGUACCGAAAGGAAACAACUGAGAGUAGCAAAGUUGAAGCAAGCUACACAUCCGACGUCUUUGCUUUGCUUGGGUCUAUCCUAUUGUGGUGUUAUUGGCCAAGCUUUAAUAGCGUGUUUGGUGCACCUGACUAUGUUACACAACAUCGUACCGUGAUAAAUACAUACCUUGGUCUUGCUGCGAGUGCUGUAGUUGUUUACUUGACAUCAGCCGCCUUGGAUAGGAACGCUCGCAUCACCUUGGCUCACAUUCAGAACGCUACGUUGGCUGGAGGGGUCGCUGUUGGGACUGGAUCAAGUAUGAUGAUGACGCCAUGGGGAGCACUGCUGGUUGGAAGUAUUGGGGGCGCAAUAAGCACUUUUGGAUUCAAAUAUGUAUCGCCAAUCAUGACUCGAGUUUUCAAAACUAAUGAUGUGGCAGGAAUUCACAAUCUGCAUGGAAUGCCGGGACUGCUUGGCGGAAUUGCGGGAGCAAUCAUAGCAUCACAAGCUGAGCCGGAAAUGUAUGGAUACGAAGGAUUGUAUAAUGUGUUUGGAGCUCGGGCACCAGCCUUUAAUACUACUGAAUACUAUGAACUAAAAGCAAGAGGUGUGAAUUUCAGCCCUGGCGAAGGACGUACAGCAAAACGACAAGCUCUUUUUCAGCUUGCUGCUCUUGGUUGCUCUAUGGGGAUUUCUGUAUUUGGAGGAGUAUUGACUGGUUUAGUCGCUCGUAUGAAAAUCUUUAUGCCCCCGAAGAAGCAUCAGCUGUAUGAUGAUGCUGACUACUUUGAGAUUCCUGAAGGCAAAGACGCCUAUUACACCUUAGAACACGUCGAGACUACACUUGAUAGUUUGCAAGUAAGGGUUGAACAACCUAAGAAAGAGGAACAAGAACAGCUUAUGAAAGACAAGUAAAAGCACCAUGAAAGAGACCGCUAUGAAUUAUCUCUUAGGCUUUCUAUUUCGAUCUGUUUUAAUAAAAUAAAAUAAAACGUUUUUCAUGAUUAA
Molecule: messenger RNA, 1713 nt
Organism: Exaiptasia diaphana
Lineage: Eukaryota; Metazoa; Cnidaria; Anthozoa; Actiniaria; Aiptasiidae
Product: ammonium transporter Rh type A
Exons: 10
Coding region: 121-1620 (499 amino acids)
Biological process (GO): ammonium homeostasis; ammonium transmembrane transport
Cellular component (GO): plasma membrane
Molecular function (GO): ammonium channel activity
Source: RefSeq, a predicted model, not a curated record